AUGGCCACAGCCAAGCUACCAAAGGCACUCUUCGGGUUUAUAUUUACUAAGGUUUCCUGCUUUGCAUUUAGUGGAAAAGACAAUGGCUUUGGCACCAGUUAUGUUUGGGCAGGCUCGCUUGAGUCUGGAUUACAAAUAGCCUCACAGCAUCAGAAACCCGUGAUGGUGAUCAUACACAAAUCGUGGUGUACUGCGUGUAAAAAUUUGAAACCUAAGUUUGCGGACUCAGCAGAAAUUCAGUCACUAAGUAAACAUUUUGUUAUGGUGAACUUAAUUGAUAAUGAAGAGCCUAAAAGCAACACUUUCGCGCCGGAUGGGACCUAUAUACCGCGAAUACUGUUUAUGUCACCAAAGGGCCAAGUAGACCAUGACAUCUACAAUGUGGACGGGAGCAGUCAACACAAAUACUUCUACAGUCGGCCGGAACAAAUUGCGAAGUCAAUGAAAAGGGUUAUCGAGAAAUAUAAAAUUCAAUACACAAUCUGUGUCUACUUAGCAUAA
Pieris macdunnoughi is the source of this 501-nucleotide messenger RNA. NCBI's taxonomy places the organism in Eukaryota, Metazoa, Arthropoda, Insecta, Lepidoptera, Pieridae. The record is from the annotation of a GenBank genome assembly.